AUGGAAGCAGGAUAUUCGUGGCGGAGACUAGAGCUACAAUUGUGUUGUUAUGAUAGACCAGCUUUGAUACCUUCCUACCUCUCACCUGCAAAGGGCCAAUUCCGCUUCGAGUCGGAGAGUGGCCUUCGUCUGUUCGACAACUACCGCCGAGCAAUUUAUGAAGGCGACCGACUUGCCAACACUCUCCUCUUUUCCUACUCUCCCGCCGCCUGUGACCGCCAACUCUGUCUGGAUCAGACGCCGCCUCGCUAUUCCACCCUUUCGGCAGCCAGCAUAGUCGGUGCCGUGGUUGGUAGCACCACGGGCGGUGGUAUCGGCGGCGCUUCUGCGGGUGGCGUGGCCGCCGUGCUGAGCGGUGCCAGUCUGGGAUCGGGCAGCGGCAGUCUCGGUGGCGGUCUGACCGGUGCUGGGCUUGUCGGAAACAGCUCUUAUGUGGGCAAUUCCGGCUACUUUAUGCAUUCUCCCCAUGCCAUGAUGACUGGAGUGAGUUAUUCCCUCAUCCUUGCUGGCCACUUUAUGCCCAUGCGUCUACAAGACUAA
Molecule: messenger RNA, 540 nt
Organism: Protopolystoma xenopodis
Lineage: Eukaryota; Metazoa; Platyhelminthes; Monogenea; Polystomatidea; Polystomatidae
Source: the annotation of a GenBank genome assembly